This is a messenger RNA of Xiphias gladius (swordfish), 2052 nucleotides long. Its product is annotated as olfactory receptor 5F1-like. Gene Ontology annotation, molecular function: G protein-coupled receptor activity; olfactory receptor activity. Gene Ontology annotation, biological process: G protein-coupled receptor signaling pathway. Gene Ontology annotation, cellular component: membrane. NCBI's taxonomy places the organism in Eukaryota, Metazoa, Chordata, Actinopteri, Istiophoriformes, Xiphiidae. The record is from RefSeq and is a predicted model, not a curated record. Bases 1 to 954 code for a protein of 317 amino acids. The transcript is spliced from 3 exons.
AUGUCUGUUAGUUUAAUGGAUAAUGUUUCUGUACUAACAUUUUUUGUACUUUCAGGAUUGAAUUACACAGUGCAACACAGAAUCGUUCUCUUUGCUCUGACUCUACUGUGUUACUCAGUAAUUUGGAUAGUAAAUGUUACUCUCAUCAUAACCAUUAUUGUCGACCGAAAACUUCAUGAGCCUAUGUAUAUCUUCCUCUGUAAUCUGUGUAUUAAUGGACUUUAUGGGACAGUAGGCUUUUACCCAAAAUUCCUCAUGGAUCUUCUGUCUCGCUCUCAUAUCAUCUCUUAUGCUGGAUGCCUUCUGCAGAGUUUUGUGAUACACUCAUCAUCUGGAAGUGACUUAUCAAUUCUAGCUGUUAUGGCUUAUGACAGAUAUGUGGCUUUAUGUCAACCACUAAUGUACCGUUCUGUUAUGACUAGACAACGAAUAUCUACGUUAGUGGCCUUCUCUUGGCUCUUACCUCUUGUUUGCAUGUUGAAUAACACAAUGACAAUUUUUCAGACAAAGCUAUGUGGCUCACACAUACCUAAACUUUACUGUUCAAAUGCACUGAUUAGUAAACUAGCUUGCUCUACUUCUAUAGUUAAUACUAGUGUUGCAUAUUUCAACAUAUCUAUUUAUGUUGUCCAUUUUUUCUUUCUCGUUUGGUCUUAUAUGAAUUUGGUCAAAAUAUGCCAAACAUCUAAAGAGAGCAGGAAGAAAUUCAUGCAAACAUGUGUGCCACAUUUAGUCUCUUUAUUUAAUUUUAGCUUUGCUGUGUUGUUUGAUUUAAUGUACACACGGUUUGGUUCGCGAAUGUCAUCACUGAGCCUUCAGAACUUCAUGGCAAUAGAAUUUCUUUUAAUUCCUCCAAUUAUGAAUCCUCUGGUUUAUGGGUUAAGACUUACCAAAAUUCGUAACAGAAUUCUUCAGCUCCUGAAGAGGAAAGUCGCCACGGUUGGCACGGUCUAAAGAACAAGCGUGAGCGGAAAGAGAGCUCUUCUCGUCAAGGUUUGCCUUAACGCCCACCACCACUCUAGUUUCCUACCUCCCAAAGAAAAACAAGAAUGUUGUGCUUCUGAGCACACUGCACACAGAGGCUGACGUUAGCGAUCUCAAGGACAAGAAGCCUGUCAUCAUCCUAGUCUACAACCGCAACAAAGGGGGAGUGGACAACCUAGAUAAGGUGAUCAGAACGUACAGCUGCAGAAGGAUGACUGCCCUCUGGCCCCUGGUCAUCUUCCACAACAUCAUUGUUGUUUCCUCCUACAGUGCCUUUGUGAUAUGGAGAGAGAUCAACCCUAGCUAGAUUCCUCGUAAGCGCAACAAGAGGAGGGUGUUCCUGAUGCAGCUGGGAAAUGAGGCACUUUUAACUCCACUCAUCCAAAGAAGGGAGCAUCUCCCCCGCACAGAAGCAUCUGCAGCGGUUGUGAAAUCUAUUCAGAGGGCUAGAUCUUGUGAUCAACCUGAGGAUCCAGCUGCUCUAGCACCCACUGGCCCCGCCACUGCCCCGGGUGGGGCAAGUAAGAGGAAGAGGUGUCACAUCUGCCCGCCAAAGAAGGACUGCAAAAGACAUAACAUGUGCUGCAGGUGCAAGAAAUAUAUCUGCAAAGGCUUUGCACUUGCUUACUAUCCUACAUGUGCCAAUUGGGGGUUUAGUGAAGGUGGGACACUUUGACCUGGAGGACACAGGGUCUAUACUGAAUAUGAGGACAGUGGGAGGGUUAACAUAAGGAUGAAACCCUAUCCUAAUUCCAUUACCAGUUCAUAUAAGCAUGACAUGGAAACUUAAACAUAUUGAAAAAAAACAACUCUAUCGUUAUGGAUUGCUUGCUUUGAUUAAUUUGGAGAGGAGAUGUUAUCAGGCAAUAAUGAAUGUUAUACUCAUAACAAAAAGUCUCUCCCUGCUAAAAUGUGAACCAGUAGCCUCCAUAUAGGAAAAGGGAAGCCAUCCAUCUUUAAAUCUCCAUUAAGUGUAUUGCCAUAAACAGUAUUAGUUUCUUAAAACAAAUAACCUGCAGGGUGUAUGAUAAAAGCAAGGAAAACAGCAACACAAAGAAUAAAUAUUUG